This is a messenger RNA of Loxodonta africana (African savanna elephant), 476 nucleotides long. It is a transcript of the gene TSHB, whose product is annotated as thyroid stimulating hormone subunit beta. Gene Ontology annotation, molecular function: hormone activity. The transcript has 2 exons. Gene Ontology annotation, cellular component: cytoplasm; extracellular region. Gene Ontology annotation, biological process: G protein-coupled receptor signaling pathway. The record is from RefSeq and is a predicted model, not a curated record. Bases 1 to 417 code for a protein of 138 amino acids. NCBI's taxonomy places the organism in Eukaryota, Metazoa, Chordata, Mammalia, Proboscidea, Elephantidae.
AUGACUGCUAUCUUCGUGAUGUCCAUACUUUUUGGCUUCAUAUGUGGGCAAACGAUGUCUUUUUGUGUUCCAACUGAGUACACAAUGCACGUCGAAAGGUGGGAGUGUGCUUAUUGCCUAGCUAUCAACACCACAAUCUGUGCUGGAUAUUGUAUGACACGGGAUAUUAAUGGCAAGCUGUUUCUCCCCAAGUAUGCUCUGUCCCAGAACGUUUGUGCAUAUAGAGACUUCGUCUACAGGACUGUAGAAAUACCGGGAUGCCCACGCCAUGUUGCUCCCUAUUACUCCUACCCUGUUGCUGUAAGCUGUAGGUGUGGCAAGUGUAACACUGACUACAGUGACUGUAUACAGGAGGCCAUCAAGACAGACUACUGUACCAAACCUCAGAAAUCUUAUGCAGUGGGGUUUUCUGUCUAACUUCAAUAGAAAUGUAACUUGCAAUUUGGUUAAUGUGUCUAUCUGGAAUAAAACUAAUA